Messenger RNA from Jatropha curcas, 2430 nucleotides. The record is from RefSeq and is a predicted model, not a curated record. NCBI's taxonomy places the organism in Eukaryota, Viridiplantae, Streptophyta, Magnoliopsida, Malpighiales, Euphorbiaceae.
UGAGCAUAGAUCUAGGCCAACAGAAUUGGAUGAAAGUAGCUGUUGUGAACCUAAAACCGGGGCAGUCCCCAAUUUCCAUUGCAAUCAAUGAGAUGUCAAAGAGGAAAUCCCCAGGCUUAGUUGCAUUCCAUUCCGGUACCCGUCUUCUGGGUGAAGAAGCUGCUGGAAUCACUGCUCGUUACCCUGGCAAAGUCUAUUCCCAACUCCGUGACAUGAUUGGGAAACCUUACAAGCAUGUCAAGGCCUAUUUAGAGUCAAUGUACUUGCCAUUUGAUAUUGUGGAAGAUUCUAGAGGCUCUGUGGGUGUGAAAAUUGAUGACGAUGUCACAGUGUAUUCAGUUGAGGAGUUUGAGGAGUUGGUGGCCAUGAUUUUGAGUUAUGCAAUGCAUCUGGCAGAGUUUCAUUCGAAGGUGACAGUGAAGGAUGCGGUCAUCAGUGUGCCACCAUAUUUUGGGCAGGCAGAGAGGAGGGGGAUGAUUCAGGCUGCCCAGUUGGCUGGGAUUAAUGUGCUUUCCCUGAUUAAUGAGCAUUCAGGUGCAGCUUUACAGUAUGGGAUUGAUAAAGAUUUUUCUAAUGGGUCUAGGUAUGUUGUAUUCUAUGACAUGGGUGCAAGUAGCACUUAUGCCGCACUUGUGUAUUACUCGGCUUAUAGUGGCAAGGAGUUUGGGAAGACUGUUUCCAUUAACCAAUUUCAGGUUAAGGAUGUCAGAUGGGACGCACAACUCGGAGGCCAAGAUAUGGAAGCACGGCUAGUAGAGUUUUUCGCAGAUGAGUUUAAUAAACAAGUUGGAAAUGGGAUUGAUGUGAGAAACUCUCCUAAGGCAAUGGCUAAAUUGAAGAAACAGGUUAAACGCACUAAAGAAAUCUUGAGUGCAAAUACAGUCGCUCCAAUAUCAGUUGAAUCUUUAUAUGAUGAUCGAGACUUCAGGAGUACGAUAACACGUGAUAAAUUUGAAGAGCUGUGUGAAGAUUUAUGGGAUAGAUCUCUUACACCUCUCAAAGAAGUGCUCAAACAUACGGGGUUGAAGGUGGAUGAAAUAUAUGCAGUAGAGCUUAUAGGUGGUGCUAUCAGAGUGCCAAAGUUGCAGGCUAAGCUCCAGGAAUUUCUUGGAAAAAAUGAACUGGACAAACAUCUGGAUGCUGAUGAGGCUAUAGUUCUAGGCUCUGCACUGCAUGCUGCAAAUCUAAGUGAUGGGAUCAAAUUGAAUCGUAAGCUAGGAAUGGUUGAUGGUUCUUCUUAUGGAUUUGUCGUUGAGUUAGAUGGACCUAAUCUUCUGAAAGACGAGAGCACUAGGCAGUUGCUUGUGCCAAGGAUGAAAAAGCUUCCCAGUAAGAUUUUCAGAUCCAUUAUCCAUGACAAAGAUUUUGAUGUUUUGCUUGCUUACGAGACUGAAGAUCUUUUACCUCCUGGUACCGUCUCUGCCAUAUUUGCAAAGUAUGCUGUUUCUGGUCUGACAGAUGCAAGUGAGAAAUAUUCAUCUCGAAAUCUGUCCUCUCCCAUCAAGGCAAAUCUGCACUUCUCUCUCAGUCGAAGUGGAAUUCUUUCUCUGGAUCGAGCAGAUGCUGUUAUUGAAAUAUCAGAAUGGGUGGAAGUCCCUAAAAAGAAUCUGACUGUAGAUAAUACAACUGCUACCUCUCCCAACAUAUCAGUUGAAACUGGGGCCAAAAAUGUUUCAGAGGAAAGCGGUGAAAACUUGCAAUCUAAUGGUGGCAUCAACAAUGCAAGCAACUCUAAUGUUGAAGAGCCAAGUGCCAUUGAGCCGGAUAGAGAAAAAAAGCUGAAAAAGAAGACAUUCAGGGUUGCACUGAAGGUUGUGGAGAAAACGUCGGGACCUGGAAUGCCUCUUUCAGGAGAAUCUUUUGCUGAGGCCAUAACUAAAUUAGAAAUAUUGGACAAAAAGGAUGCUGAGCGAAGGAGGACUGCUGAAUUGAAAAACAACUUGGAAGGAUACAUAUAUUCUACCAAAGAAAAGCUUGAAACAUCUGAGGAGUUUGAGAAAAUAUGUUCUGAUGAAGAACGCAAAUCUUUCAUUGAAAAGCUUGAUGAGGUACAAGAAUGGUUAUAUACUGAUGGUGAAGAUGCUACUGCCACUGAGUUUCAGGAUCGUCUAGAUUCAUUAAAAACUAUUGGUGACCCUAUAUUUUUCAGGUAUAAAGAGCUUACUGCGAGGCCAGCAGCAGCUGAACUUGCUUUAAAGUACCUCGGAGAGCUGCAACAGAUUGUGCAGGGCUGGGAGAAAAACAAACCUUGGCUUCCAAAGGAUAAAAUAGAUGAGGUUCUAAGUGAUGCUGAGAAGCUAAAGAGUUGGCUGGAUGAGAAGGAGGCUGAACAGAAGAAGAUUUCAGCACAUUCAGACAAACCAGCAUUUACAUCUGAAGAAGUAUACGAAAAGUUAUUUAAUCUUCAAUAAGGUAUUAAUUACUUCUGCA